CUCCACAAAUUCAGUUUCUUUUUUCUUUCUUCUUCUUCUUCCUUACAAACAAAAAUACACACAGAAAACCAAAAACCAGCAAAAAAAGUAUUCAAAAUUUUCUCUCUCUAUACUGAACAUAAACAGUGUAAACUUUUCAUCUCUGAUACCUAAUUGAAUAAAUUUUCUUUGGGUAUCAGAGUUUUUAUUCCUUUUUUUUUUUUGAUUCUGUUAAGGGUGGCAUUAAAUUUGCAGAUUUUUUUUUGCUUCAAAAUUUGAAUUUGAUUGGUGAAUUUGGUAUUUUAGGUGAAUUGGAAUUGUGGGUCAUUGGUAUUUUUGGGUAUAAAAGAGCAUACAUUUUUAUUUUUUUUUUGGUUUGUGUGUGUAGAAGGUGUUCUUGAAUUAAGUGAUUUUUUUUUGUUUGAAAAUUGGACAUUGAUAGUGGAAUUUGGUAUUUUAGAGUUAUUGGAGUGGUGGGUCAUUGGUAUUUCUGGGUAUAAAAGGGGAUCAAUUUUCAUUAUUAUUAUUAUUAUUAUUAUUAUUAUUAUUAUUGUUUUUCUUUUUUCUUUUUUUCUGGUAAAGAGUGUUCUUGAAUUAACUGUUUUUUUUUUUUUGGUUUCAAGAUUGGAAAUUUAUUGUGGAAUUUGGAAUUUUAGAGUAAUUGAAGUGGUGGGCCAUCAGUAUUUUUUAGGGGGGAAUCAAAGUUUUUUUUUUUUUUUGGGUGUAUGUAAAUGGUGUUAUUGAAUUCACCAAAAUUGGAACUUGAUAGUGGAAUUUGGUAUUUUAGGUAAAUUGGGGUGGUGGGUCAUUGGUAUUUUUUUUUUGGGGGUGUGGGGGGAGAUCAAAGUUUAGUCCUUUUUUAUUUGUGUGUGAAAGGUGUUGUUGGAUUCACUGAAUUUCUUUUGUUUUAAAACUGGAACUUGAUUGUGGAAUUUGGAAUUUUAGGUGAAUUGGAGUGGUGGGUGAUUAGUAUAUUUGACUGAAAAAAUGGGUGUUUCACAGAAUGAUUAUAGUAGGAUGGAAGGUUGGUUAUAUCUAAUUCGUUCAAAUAGGUUUGGACUUCAGUAUUCAAGAAAGAGAUACUUCAUUCUUCAGGACCAGUUCCUUAGGAGUUACAAAUCUGUACCAGUUCUUGAAAAUGAGGAUCCUAUUAGAAGUGCAGUCGUUGAUUCCUGCAUCCGUGUAACAGACAAUGGCAGAGAGAGCAUUCAAAGAAAGGUCUUUUUCAUUUUCACUCUCUAUAACACCUCAAAUCACAAUGAUCAGCUGAAGUUAGGAGCAAGCAGUCCUGAGGAAGUUGCGAGGUGGAUCCAGGCAUUUCAGGAAGCAGCGUUAAAGGCAGAUACUAACAGAGGAAAUGCAGUUGAUUUUCCAAGCAGUGGUUCACAGUCUUUGAGGUUAAAUUGUUCCAACAAGUCUUAUCGUCUGAAUUCGAUUGAUUGGACCGUCUGUUCAUCCUCGGUUACAGAUGCUAUGACGUCUGAUGUUGUUGCACCCUCACCUUGGACAAUCUUUGGUUGUGAGAAUGGUCUUAGGCUCUUUAAGGAAGCUAAAGAUAGGGAAUCUCUUGGAAAGUGGGACGAUCACCCCGCGAUAAUGGCUGUUGGUGUAGUCGAUGGAACUUCUGAGGCCAUUUUCCAGACACUCAUGUCACUUGGUCCUUCAAGAUCAGAAUGGGAUUUCUGCUUCUACAAGGGCAGUGUGAUUGAACAUCUUGAUGGUCACAGUGAUAUAGUUCAUAAGCUUCUAAAUCGAGAUUGGCUACCUUGGGGUAUGACAAGAAGAGAUCUUCUUCUGCAGCGUUAUUGGAGAAGGGAGGACGAUGGGACCUACGUUAUUCUGUACCAUUCAGUGUUUCACCAGGACUGUGCACCUCAAAAGGGUUAUGUUCGUGCCUGCCUUAAAAGUGGAGGAUAUGUUAUAUCACCUGUGAAUCAGGGGAAAGGGUCAGUAGUCAAGCAUAUGCUUGCUAUCGACUGGAAAUGCUGGAAGUCAUAUGUUCGAACAUCUGCAGCCAGAUCUAUAACAAUACGCAUGCUAGGGAGACUCGCUGCUUUGCGGGAGCUUUUCAGUGCAAAAAUAGGAAAUUACUUGCCCUCUGAUGUCUCAGGGGAGCUGGUCAGAAGAAAAAGAUUGUGUCCAGUUGAAGAAGAAAUUAAGCUUGAAGUGCAAACCCACUUAGAAAAUGGAAAGAAUGUGCCAGAUCCGGAGGAAGAAGUAGUUAAAACACCUUCAAGUUUGCUGGGUUUAGACGAUGCGUCAGAUGAGUUCUUUGAUGUCUCUGAACCACUGGAUUAUGACCAAUCAGAAAAUGUCUGGUCUGCUGAUUUUGGCCCAGAGACAUACUCUCAGGAUUCACGUCAUCCCAAAUUGUCAACUGCUGCAGUUUUCGUGAAGAAGCUGCACGAUCUUGCAGUUCAGAAGAAGGGUUAUGUAGAUCUGCAUGAGAUGGCGAAGGAAGAUGCGUCAUCUUGCCACUAUGGAUCCACUCUACCUAAAGAUUCAACUUGUAAUUUGCCUUGCAGUUGGGCAGAAACAGAUCCUUCUACUUUUCUUAUUCGUGGAGAGACCUACCUAGAUGAUCGUAAGAAGAUCAAGGCUAAAGGCACCUUGAUGCAAAUGGUGGGUGCAGACUGGUUGAAGUCCGACAAACGAGAAGAUGAUCUUGGUGGUCGACCUGGGGGAAUUGUUCAGAAAUAUGCAGCAAAGGGUGGUCCGGAAUUCUUCUUCAUUGUGCACAUUCAGGUCCCAGGUUUAACAACAUACAGCCUUGCGCUCUACUAUAUGAUGAGUACCCCCUUAGAGGAUUCACCUUUGCUAGAGAGUUUUGUCAAAGGAGAUGAUGCUUAUAGAAACUCGAGGUUCAAGCUCAUACCAUACAUUUCCAAGGGAUCAUGGAUAGUCAAGCAGAGUGUUGGGAAGAAAGCUUGUCUUAUUGGUCAAGCGCUAGAGAUUAAUUAUUUUCGUGGAAAGAAUUAUAUAGAGCUUGGUAUCGAUAUUGGCUCGUCUACUGUGGCAAGAGGUGUUGUCAGUCUUGUUGUUGGUUACCUAAACAAUCUAGUCAUCGAGAUGGCCUUUCUUGUCCAGGCCAACACACCUGAAGAACUCCCUGAAUAUCUUCUAGGUACCUGCCGUCUUAACCAUCUGGACGUCUCUAAAGCCGUUCAAGUGAAACCGUGAUCUUUAUAUAUAAUCUUAGUUGGUUUCUAAACAUUCAAAGUGUAUCAUUAGGCUAGUCCAUAUGCUUACAGGAAGGUAGGUUUAUUUAUUUGCAUAGGUAACAUGAAUGACACCAACAUAAAACUGCAAAAACUGUUGUAAAAUGACUAGUGAAUGUCCAAUUCUUUGAUUCAAUCAAAAGCCACACCAGCAGAGUGCUGCAUUUAGUGUUA
This is a messenger RNA of Capsicum annuum, 3371 nucleotides long. Its product is annotated as protein ENHANCED DISEASE RESISTANCE 2-like. The record is from RefSeq and is a predicted model, not a curated record. The transcript has 21 exons. Gene Ontology annotation, molecular function: lipid binding. NCBI's taxonomy places the organism in Eukaryota, Viridiplantae, Streptophyta, Magnoliopsida, Solanales, Solanaceae. The coding region runs from base 967 to 3159 and encodes 730 amino acids.